Messenger RNA from Puccinia graminis f. sp. tritici CRL 75-36-700-3, 219 nucleotides. RefSeq lists its product as uncharacterized. The record is from RefSeq and is a predicted model, not a curated record. The transcript has a single exon. Lineage: Eukaryota; Fungi; Basidiomycota; Pucciniomycetes; Pucciniales; Pucciniaceae. Bases 1 to 219 code for a protein of 72 amino acids.
AUGUCUCAAUUGUUAUUCUUGAAGAUUGCUGAGGCCGUUGAACAACAGGAUGACUACUUUUGGCAGAAGCCAGAUGCUUGUGGCAGAAUGGGUCUGAGGCCUAUUACAAAGAUUACGGCUGCAUUGCGGAUACUUUCCUACGGGGGCGCUGCUGAUUGCAACAACGGGGCUCUACAAAUAUCAGAGACCACCUCGCUGGAGAGAAUGGAUCAAUUCUGA